This is a messenger RNA of Girardinichthys multiradiatus, 3661 nucleotides long. Its product is annotated as phospholipid phosphatase 3-like. The record is from RefSeq and is a predicted model, not a curated record. Gene Ontology annotation, molecular function: phosphatidate phosphatase activity. NCBI's taxonomy places the organism in Eukaryota, Metazoa, Chordata, Actinopteri, Cyprinodontiformes, Goodeidae. Bases 186 to 1118 code for a protein of 310 amino acids. The transcript is spliced from 6 exons. Gene Ontology annotation, biological process: phospholipid dephosphorylation; phospholipid metabolic process; canonical Wnt signaling pathway.
GGGGAGAACAGGAGAAAGCGGUGAGCCGUCAUCAUAGAAAGCCCCGGGAAAGUACAGACCGUGUUUUAAUGCGAAAAUAACCUGCAUGAGUGGUCCGUCCGACUCAGGUUCAGCUGCUGGAGGCGAGCCCUAAAGCAACUACCGAUUUCCUCCCUAAAUAUAGUUAUAUAGAUAAAACUGUUUAAAUGCAACGCUGUUUGAUAUAUGAGAAGACCAUGGCAGCCGAGACGAAGAGUUCACUGAGCAACAAUAACUGCAAAGACCACAGCAGGAGAAAGCUGCUGGUCGCUGUGGAUCUCUUCUGCUUGUUAUUAGCUGGCCUGCCUUUCUUGGUCAUUGAGACCUGCGCUGUUCAGCCUUACAGUAGAGGGUUUUACUGCGAUGAUGAGUCCAUCAGGUACCCGGCCAAAAAUGGAGACACCAUUAGUGACGGUGUGCUUAGCGCGGCAGGCAUUCUUAUCUCCAUCCUCUCUAUCAUAAUAGGUGAAAGCUACAGGAUCUACUUUCUGAACGAGGGAUCCAAGUCUUUUGUUGGGAAUCCCUACAUUGCUGCUCUCUACAAGCAGAUCGGGGUGUUCAUCUUUGGCUGUGCCAUCAGCCUGUCCUUUACCGACAUCGCAAAAGUGUCAGUAGGCCGCAUGCGACCACACUUCAUCGACAUAUGCAAGCCCGACUUCUCCACCAUCAACUGCUCCCUGGGCUACAUCACUGAGUACACAUGCCAUGGGCCAGAGAGCAAAGUCCAAGAGGCCAGGAAAUCAUUUUUCUCUGGACAUGCGUCGUUCUCCAUGUACACCAUGCUUUACUUAGUGUUUUACUUGCAGUCUCGCUUCACCUGGCACGGUGCCCGCCUUCUGCGUCCGUUGACCCAGUUCACCCUCAUCAUGAUGUCCUUCUACACCGGCCUGUCUCGGGUGUCCGACCACAAGCACCACCCCACGGAUGUCCUGGCUGGGUUCAUUCAGGGCGCCGUAGUGGCCUACUGCAUUGUUUUCUAUGUGUCUGACUUGUUUACGCCCAAAGGAAGACGCUCCGCUGUGUCCCAAACACCGGUGAAGAAAGAUCUCAUUCCUGCAGCGGACAUCAGGGAGCGGGGCAACCAUCUCAUCAUAGCGUAAAGGAAGGCUGAACUGACUGCAAACAAACCAUGAGCAGAGCUGUGCAUUGGUUUUUUUUCCGGCCACUAGUUCCUACUGGAUAAAAUAAACAGAAUAAAGGAAGACCAGAAGAAACAAUUGAGCAAGUUUUGUCUUGUGAAAGGACAUUUUCAUCUUUUCCCCUAAUCUCACCAGACAUGUGAAUGUGUGGAGAGGAGAGAUGACCUUCUUUUGUUUCACAAGGAGUAUUUGACCUUCUCUCCUGUUGUGAAGAUUGCACGCUCUCCAUUGCCAAGACCUUUUCCUGAACAAAAGUCGGAAAUCAAGCAAAACUUUCAAAUGGCAGCUGCUAACAAAGCUAUAUGUGGUUUUUGUGCAUUUUAUUUCCUCCCCUUGACCGCGUCCAGCCUGGGUGCUCCACUCAUAGACCUGCUCCUCAACAAAUUCCUCUGUCAGGAAGGAUAUUGGUUUAGUUUGGUCGUACUUCAAGACAUUGCGUGUGUGAUUUGUGAAGCACUAUUUUAGUUCAGUAUUAUUUGUCACCACUCGAAUGACCUUUUACAAGGUUUGAGAAAGCUUUGUAAACUUUCACUCUGUGCAUAGUUCAAUGUUGCCUCAAAUGUUACAGUUAUGUGGAAAAUACAACGAGGGUGUGUGUGUGUGUGUGUGUGAGUGGGUGAUCUUUUUUUUUUUCUUUUUGGAUGUGGGCCUCAUUCUGCUGGCAAGGAUGAGCCCCCACUGAGCCAUUUAAUGAAACGACUGUCUUUUAUGUGUGCCAGACGGGUGCUCACAUGUGUUGGGUCAGAGUGUGUGCGCUUGUGUUUUAGUGUUUCUUCGUGUCUUAAUGUCAGGGUUAUAUAUUUCAAUGUUUAUGGCCUAAUAGUGUGGCAGAAAAGAGGCACCUGUUCUAAUAGAUGCAUGCAACAGGAGACAAGAUUGCCAUGUAAGACAUACAAUUUGAGCACAUGUUCAGAUUAAUCUCACUUAUUAUACUAAUUGGUUACCCUUAACACUAAAAAUAGCUCGUCUUGUAAAAUCACACAAUUGGGUUAUCAGUAGAGAUGCACUGACCAGUGACUGGCCAAUUGGAAACUUAAAUAUCCAAUUCUUUUUUAGUCAGUGAAUGCAUCGUAACAAAGUCCAACAGGUUGCGCUAACGACAACAAUCUUCAGUGUGGACGUUGUUACUCAAAAGGAGGAAUUUUCACUAUCAGUGAGAUGUUUUAAAAUGAAGUCAAAGGAAGAACACAAUGUUAAGAAGAUGUUCAAAGUUUAGCUGUAUUUACUAUACAGGCAUAGCUGCUCAUCCAGGCUAGACUCCUUUUGGUGCGGGUCAGUACACUCCUCAACCAUUUAUUACUUCUGAUCAUGCAUGACUUUUUCAGGGACAAAAAGUAGAUGCUAAACAAAGAUGCCAUCCUCUUUCCUAUGGAUCUGCUGUUCAAUGAAGGCCAAAAAAAUCUUAAGUUAACUCCCUAAUAAUUUCUUUCCUGUUUUACUGUGAUCUAUUUCUGACACACAAUGUGACGUCACUUCAACUCCUAGUAAAAUGGUUAAUUUAAAAUAAUUAAUGGUCACUCACGGCAGGAAGGCUUGAAAAACACAAAUCUUUUAAACAAAAAUUUAGAACAUCAUCUGAUUGCUUUUAGUAAAAACAAAAUAAACACCCAACUAAAUGUAAUCUUUAAGUUAUUAUUCUGUGAAAUAUACCUUUUCAUCUUUCUUGAAAGCAACCGAUAGACUUGCAGCUUGCCAUCUGUUACACGAUCAUUGUUCACAUUUGGCCAGCUGAAAUAUUUCCAUACAGGUGAGGGGAAUUUGUAGCAGGCUUCUUUUCAAGCAGCUGGCAGGAAUUGCACAGCAACAGGUGGAGUUAGGCACAUUUCUAAAUUACUCUUUCCUCUCUAAAGUUAGAGAAGAGUUGUCACUCCGAGACUUUUUCCAGAAUCCCAUUAAAAGGACUUUAAACCUUAGGAGCAUUAUUAUGGAACAUUUUAGAAGUUUUAAAACAGUAUUUUUUCAAACCUUUGUAUACCUUGAUACAGCUAAACUGCCAAUUCCUUUUAUUAGCAAGCUUUACAAAACUGGAAAUGGACAACAAAACUCUGAUCUGUGCAUCUCUAGUUAGUAGUGAAGGUCUGCAUGAUAUAAACAUAAUAUAAUACCUACAAUAUGCCUGCAAGACUCCAUUGAAGCAUAUAUAGGAAUCCAGGUCCUUAAAAUAUGCCAACUCCGUUAUAAAUUAGACUGCCUCAGAAAGUUCACUGUGCCACUAUGUGUUGUAAAUUGCUGUAAUUGGUCAUUUGUCUUCUGCAGAAACACCCACUAUGACUCUGUGUUGAGACCUGUGUAAAUGUAGAACGUGCUUCUGUGUGAGGCAAACAGCAUCCAGUGACGUGAAUAUUAACUCGUAUAAAACAAGAACAAAGCAGUCUAAACCAGAUGGCUUCGGUUCAUUUUUUUAUGAAAGCAAAAAUCAUUUAAUAUUUUUAUAAUGUGAAAUUUUGUACUAUAAAACUGUAUUAAAGAAAGAAUGCCUUUAAUAAAACACAAAAGAAUAAGAA